This is a messenger RNA of Equus caballus (horse), 2644 nucleotides long. NCBI's taxonomy places the organism in Eukaryota, Metazoa, Chordata, Mammalia, Perissodactyla, Equidae. The record is from RefSeq and is a predicted model, not a curated record.
AUGAAGCUGGAAGCUGGCUGUGGCGUAGCCACCUCAGAGGUCCCCAAGCCCGAAGGAGAGGUGCAGCCAGAUGCGGAGCCGGGCUCAGAGAUCCAGCCACAAGAGGCAGGGGCCAAGUCCAGGUCUGGAUCCGGGCCUUAGGCCGAGGCCAAGCCAUUGGACUUCGUGGUGGCCACAGAACGGGAGUUUCAGGAGGUGCUGGCCAUCUCAGAGGGCAUCUACGGCGGCUACUACCUUCCCACCCGCUACCACAGCUGGCUCCGGGAUCCCAACCGCACCACGGCGCUGGCCAAGCGCAAGAGAGGAGUGGUGAGAGCCCGGGGGGCAGGGGCAGGUGAAAAGCGAAGGCCUCGGUCAGCAGAUCGCGCUGGAGUCAUGCAUGUGAUGGACGUCAGGGAGAUGGUGCCGGUGGAGGGGCUGCGCGUGGCGCCCCAGGAGUGCGGCAGGGGCGUGGCCGGGCUGCCCCAGCGCUUCUGCUCACAGCUGGCCAAACGACAGCACCCGGGGGUCAAGGUAGCGCGACUCACCCAGGACGACCGGCUGGGCCCCCGGGAGCUGAAGAACUACCGCCUCAUCACCAAGCAGGGCAUCCUUUUGGUCUGAUUCUACGCGCAGCCGGCGGCGCUGCAGGCCUCCGGCACCUUCUCCCCGCUGCCCACCACCAAGGCCGUGUCGGAGGCGGGCCUCCUGUUGCCCUCUGUGCAGCGCGACGUGCUUUCGGGCGGGACCAUCAUCCUGGACCGGCAGCCCUACCGGCCGAGCGAGAGCAACCUGUGCCUGCUGGCGGCCACAGGCCCGGAGUGGCGCGGGGACAGCCGCGCGCGCCCGCGCGUGCUCACGCUGUGCACGCGCCCCUUCCCCAUCCUGCGUGGCGGCGAAGGCACGUGGCGCCACCUCAACACCGAUGAGUUCGGCAGCGACGGCGCGCAGGCGCAGAGCCAGCUUCUGUGGCACCUGCUGCGCCAGGCCCGGCGCCUCGCCCGCCUCAACGUCCUGUGCCAGGUCUCCCUAGCACCCUACUUGUGAUGACAGCCUGCGGACUUGCGCCAGGCCGGCUUGGGGCUAGAGCUGGUCAAGGGUUAUACUGAACGGGACCUGCUGGAGGCCGACAUCUGAGGCCUCUCAUCGAAGGGGAGAGAGGAAGCGCUUUAGACCCGCCCCCUUUCCCGGGUCCCCAGCAAGCCCCGCCCCUACUGUUUGCAAGCUCCGCCCCCUCCCCCCGCCCUCCGCAGUCGGCUCAGACGCUUACCCUCACCUGGUGCCGGUCCCUCCCUUCUCUUUCCCCUCACCUCUCUGUCUGCCAUGUUGCCUCUAGCAUCCCCAAACGCCGUCGCCACACCCGGAUCUGCACCGCUGGGUUUGGGGGAGCCUCUUGCGGUGCUAUUGGCCACCCUUUCCCCUUCCCGGCCAAGGAAUGGGUUCCUUCUCAGACUUCAGAGCCUUUCCUGUCCGUCGCCCUGGCCUGGCAGUGGACUCUGCCCUUUCCUGGCUUUUCCUUUCUGCCUCCUCGGCGGGGGGCGGGGCCGGGCGAGAAGCGGGCAGAAGUGUGUGCAACGCCCAGCUCCCAGCCGGGAGCACAGCUGCUCAAUAGGUCUUACUUUUCUUCCUCCUGGCCUUUCUCAGGCACUCAGAACGCGCCCCGCUCUCCCCGCCUCCUGCCUCCUCAGCCUCCUGUGGCUCUAGGUCAGUGUCCUCUCUCUCUUUCUCUUUGUCCCCCAUCCCCCUCCUCCCUGGAACUCCCGGAGUCUUAGCUCCUCAUUGUCGGUUCCUCUGCUCCUCAUUCCCCUUACCCAGGACCUCGUCAUCACCCGCCCUGUGUGCAAUAGGGACCCUGUAAGUGAAAUAGACUUAUGAUGCCCACCCAUAUCUGGCCAGCUGUUUAUGCUCUGGUGACACACCUUUCUGAGCCUGUCCCCUCCGACUGAGAUUUCCUCCAACUUUGCGCGAUGUUUCCAUUUCGCAGGCCCCCAACCAGGGGCCUGACCCAGGUCGGUGAACCAGGGGAUUCUGGAUGGAGAGUUUGGUGUCGUGGAGGGCAGGUUCCUCAGCGGUGUGAGGGCUCUCUCCCGAUUCUGACCAGGCUGCCUUCUAGGGCGGCUGGAACCCCCACGUCCAAGGAUUUCUGGUUCCCUCAUGCUUUUUGGGCUUUGUCAGUCUUCUGUUUAAAUGCAAGUAGUAACAGCUGCAUCUGCACAGCGCUGCCUCCUGUACUGGAUCCCCACGUCUACCACAGAGGGAGGAAACAGAGACUCAGAAGGAUCAAAGUGACUUCCAAGUCACUCGCAGAGGCCUGGAGCCUGGCAGAGACUAGAACCCAGCGGCCCCGAGCCCAGAGCAUGCCUCAGAACUUCAUUCUGUGUGACGCUGGUAGCUUGAACUUGUUGGCCAAUCGACACUUGCUGGGGAUUCACUGACAACGAGCACAUGCUUCGCUGGGCAUGGAAUGCAAGAUGUGGGCAGAUGAGGGUGCCAGGAGGUGGAAGAAGGUGGGCACAGAGGCCCCAAGCUGCUUCGCCACUGUCCCCGGUUCCCGCUUCACUGCUGUGCUGCUCUGCCUUGACUGUGUCUUGACCCCGGCCAUACUGCCACCCUCCCUGUCACUUCAACUAUGGCUGUAUUGCAAUAAAACAGACCUUUAGCCCAC